Molecule: messenger RNA, 1068 nt
Organism: Nerophis lumbriciformis (worm pipefish)
Lineage: Eukaryota; Metazoa; Chordata; Actinopteri; Syngnathiformes; Syngnathidae
Source: RefSeq, a predicted model, not a curated record
AUGCAGGCUAUCAUUAUUUGUGUCAAUGUGGACUUCCUCACGCUGCAAGUGUUUACUGUGAUUCACACGCUGCAGUAUUUCCAAACUACGUCCUCUCAAGUUCCAAACUUCCCAGAGUUUGUGAGUGUUGGUUAUGUUGAUGGAGUUGAGAUUAGUUACUAUGACAGCAACAUCAGGAAAGCAGAAUCCAAACAGGACUGGAUGAACAAAAUCACAGCAGAGGAUCCAAAAUACUGGCAGAGACAAACAGAGAUCAAUGUUCGUAAUGAGUUUACUAACAAACACAACCUUGAAGUUCUUAAGAAGCGUUUCAACCAAACUGGAGGUGUUCACAUUUUCCAGUGGAUGUAUGGAUGUGAAUGGAAUGAUGAGACUGAUGAGGUUAAAGGUUGGUAUCAGCAAGGUUAUGAUGGAGAAGAUUUCAUAUCGUUGGACAUGAAGACAUGGACAUUUACUGCAGCAAAACCACAAGCUUUCCCCUCCAAACUCAAGUGGGACCAGAACAUAUUUAUACUAGACCACCAGAAGUAUUAUUUCACUGAGCAUUGUCCUUCUUACUUGAAGAAGCAUGUGAAGAAUGGGAAGAAGGUCCUAAUGAGAACAGAGCUUCCAGAGGUGUUCCUCCUCCAGAAGACGCCAUCCUCUCCAGUCACCUGCAUGGCGACAGGUUUCUACCCCGACUUUGCCGACCUGUUUUGGAGGAAAGACGGCGAGCAGAUCUUCGAGGACGUGGAGCACGGAGAGCUGCUCCCCAACCACGACGGAACCUUCCAGAUGUCGGUGGAGCUGAAAGUGGAGGUGACGGCCGAGGUGGAGGGCAAGUACGAAUGUGUGUUCCAGCUGUCUGGCGUCAAGGAGGACCUGGUCACCAAGCUGGAGAGAAGAAGCAUCCUGAGCAACGCAAGCCACAAAACUGGAAAUGCCACAGUACAAGACAACACUAAGAUCCUCCCUAUGACGAAGGACUCGGAGGACAGCAUUCCAGAUGCCUUUGAGGUGGUGCCACCUCAGAACUGUCCCUUCCCGGACAACCGUGUCACAUACAUUGGUGGCUGGGUGAUGAAGUGA